This is a messenger RNA of Guillardia theta CCMP2712, 1065 nucleotides long. RefSeq lists its product as hypothetical. NCBI's taxonomy places the organism in Eukaryota, Cryptophyceae, Pyrenomonadales, Geminigeraceae. The record is from RefSeq and is a predicted model, not a curated record. The transcript is spliced from 3 exons. The coding region runs from base 1 to 1065 and encodes 354 amino acids.
AUGGAGUGCCUGGCAUGCGCGUGGGGCGACAUCGAGCGGCCGCCCGCUGGUUGGAUCGACAUGGCCAUCAGCCUGAAGGUCUUUAUCCAGGGAGCACGUCCUGCGGUCUAUGCGCGGGUUGGUGCGGAGGGGCAUAUGCCCGUCUUCGGCGAGGGGAGGAGGUCGGGGAGGGCUGGCUGGGUGGAGGACAACGUGUUCGCAGCGCUGGGCCUGCAGCGGGUGAGGAGGGCCCGUCCCUUGAUCCAGGCGGACGGCGAUCUCCUGUUCUGGCCCGUGCAAAACCGCGAUGGCGGUCAACUCUCGUUCGCAAGCUCCGUGUUCAAGGUGGGGUUCAAGCCGCGGCAGAGGGGCAGGUGCCAUGAGGACGAGGAGGACCGGAAGAGCAUCGUGCUGGAUCCCAUGCAGCGGGUGCAGUGCCGGGGAGGCGUGACGCUGGUGAUCCUCUCCUUCCGUCCCCAGCGCCCCCGCGCGUCGGUCAGCACGGGCAUACGGUCAGGGAUCGUCGAGUGUGAGAGGAUAUCGGAGGCGGACAACGCGCACAGCACCGGAUACGCUGCAAACUACACCCUUCAGGGUGGAGCUGGAUUUGGAGGGCAGCCGCAGGGCGGCAUGCAGGGGCAGGCGCAGGGCCAGGUGCAGGGGCAGCCGGCAGGGUCCAACCCAACCAAGGUCGUCGAUGCCAAGGGUGAGGUCAGGAACUUCAACGACAUGACCCCGGUGCUGCAGCACAUCAAGAGCCUGGAGGAGGUGAACCAGAAGCUGAAGUCGCAGGUCGAGGAGCUCAUCAACAAGAAUAGCAAGCUGAGCGAGAGGACGAGGCACGACAUGCAGAAGGUGCUCGACACCGUGAUGUCAAAGUUCGCGGACGCCCUCGAGACCAACGAUGCGGGCACCAAGGAGCGGCUCCUGACCGGCAUGAAGAGGCUCGUGGAGAACAGCGCCGAGGACAACGGGGUGUGGAGGAUGAUGGUCUGCGCAUCCAUCGCAACAUCGGAAGUCGCACCCUCAGGGCAGGGGCUGCAGAGCUUCGACUCGAGCUCGGCGAUCUUGUCAAGCCCAUUGUAG